AGCUUCUCUCUUUCUUUCUCUGUCUUUAGGUUCUGAACAAAAUUAUUUCUAAUGAUUAUUUUUCUCCAUUAGGGGACCCCCCUUUUCUCUUUCCGACGACGGGACGAAGAAGAAGAAGACGACGACGCAGCAGCAGCAAGAAACAAACCCACUUAAGCUUGUUACUGCUGUUUUAAGACAGAUAAAUCAAGAUGGGAUCGCACCAGAUUCCCUCCAAUUAACAAACCCACUUGUACGAUUCAUCUCUCUUUACUUUCACAUCUCAAGAUCCCUUCUUCUUCUUAUCAGAGGGUUUCUUUUGAAGGGCACAUGAACUGAUAAGGAAUUUGAAAGCUCUACUCGACUUGGGUAUUUAGCUGUUCCUAUCUAAAGGGGAGUCUGUCUGAUGGGUUCGAGGUUUCCUUCCCACCAGCUUAGCAAUGGACUAUACGUAUCAGGGAGACCGGAGCAGCCAAAAGAAAGAACUCCAACAUUGGGAUCUUCUGCUAUGCCCUAUACUGGUGGUGACAUUAAGAAAUCUGGAGAGCUUGGGAAAAUGUUUGAUAUACCAACAGAUGGAUCUAAAUCUAGAAAGUCUGGACCCAUAGCUGGUCCUCCAUCUAGAACUGGAUCUUUUGCUGGUGCUGCUUCACAUUCUGGACCAAUUAAUGCUGCUGCUAGGUCUAGCUAUUCCACAUCAGGCCCUGUAACUUCUGCCGGACUUUCUGGUGGAGCUUCUGUGAAGAAGUCCAAUUCCGGUCCUUUGAAUAAACACGGAGAACCCAUGAAGAAGUCGUCUGGACCUCAAUCUGGAGGUGUUACUCCAGUUACCCGACAAAAUUCGGGUCCUAUACCUCCGGUUUUACCUACAACAGGGCUGAUUACUUCUGGUCCUAUUUCGUCUGGGCCUUUGAAUUCUUCUGGGGCUCCUAGAAAAUAUUCAGGUCCUCUAGAGUCGAUGGGAUCUAUAAAAUUACAUAGCUCUUUGGCUCAUAACCAGGCUGUAACAACCCUUAAUGAAGAUGAUGAUUAUUCGUUUAGGAGGAACUUCCCAAAGCCGAUUCUUUGGGCGAUGAUUUUGCUAUUUGUGAUGGGGUUCAUUGCAGGAGGAUUCAUUCUUGGAGCUGUUCAAAAUGCCAUUCUCCUAAUUGUUGUUGUCGUUCUGUUUGCUAUGGUUGCAGCAUUGUUCACAUGGAAUACUUAUUGGGGAAGGAAUGCUAUUAUUGGAUUUAUUGCCAGUUAUCCAGAUGCUGAGCUUCGAACUGCCAAAAAUGGCCAAUAUGUCAAGGUUUCUGGGGUUGUGACAUGUGGGAAUGUGCCAUUGGAAUCAUCCUUUCAAAAAGUUCCUAGAUGUGUUUACACAUCGACAACUCUGUUUGAGUAUCGUGGAUGUGACUCAAAAACCGCCAACCCUACACACCGUCGGUUCACUUGGGGGCUGAGAUCAUCAGAAAGACAUGUGGUUGAUUUUUACAUCUCUGAUUUCCAAUCUGGCUUAAGAGCAUUAGUUAAGACUGGCUGCAGUUCUAGGGUGACUCCUUAUGUCGAGGAAUCUAUCAUUGUUGAUGUCAACCCUUCAAACAAAGAUCUUUCUCCCGAAUUCUUGAGAUGGUUAUCUGAAAGGAAUCUUUCAAGCGACGAAAGAAUAAUGCGACUGAAAGAAGGGUAUAUAAAAGAAGGAAGCACAGUUAGUGUAAUGGGGGUUGUACAAAGGAAUGAUAAUGUGCUGAUGAUUGUUCCUCCUCAAGAGGCUUUCACAACGGGUUGCCAAUGGGCAAAAUGCAUACUUCCGGCUAGUCUGGAAGGUAUCAUUUUGAGGUGCGAAGACGCAUCAAAGAUCGAUGUCAUACCCGUCUAGUAUAAUAACAAUAAUAGUAUGAAACUGAGCUUCUGCUUUAUUUUUCCUUCCACACCGCCACUUGUUGAGAGAAGAAGAUGAAGAAGAAGAUAUAAUUUGACAGACAAGAAGAAAAUAUAUUCACAGGAAAUGAGAGUCGACUUAGCAGUGGUGCAACUAUUUGUUGGCUUGUAUUUUAUUCUGUUAUUAUUUGUUUUGUGUAUAGAGAGUAGUAGUUUACUUCUUUUAUUGGUGGUGGUGGUCUUGAAAUAGUAGUGUUUUUUUACGGUUGGGGGGUUCGUCGAUGGUACUGAAGCGAGGUCAAAUUUAUAGUGUAUGGAAAUGUUGGGUGGUGUAUUGAGAUUUUUUUGGUAACGACUGAUCGCAGAGCUAUCUCCUAUGAAAAGUAUAAUAG
This is a messenger RNA of Impatiens glandulifera, 2231 nucleotides long. RefSeq lists its product as uncharacterized. The coding region runs from base 386 to 1837 and encodes 483 amino acids. The transcript has 5 exons. NCBI's taxonomy places the organism in Eukaryota, Viridiplantae, Streptophyta, Magnoliopsida, Ericales, Balsaminaceae. The record is from RefSeq and is a predicted model, not a curated record.